AUGAUUAAGUCUCCUGACGGUACGUGCAGAGUUAUACCACGCGAAGGUGAUCGUGUCCGGCUUUAUAUUCAACUGCCAAGCAUUAAACGUGAUGACACUGAAGAACGUAUCGAUCGCACAGGGAUAACUCAAGAUAUGCUGAUGGAAACGGCACGUAAGAUGUUUGCACCAUACAAGCUCGAUUGGCCUAGCAUCGAUUGGUGGGCAAUUUACAUAACGGGUCAGCGUUACGCCAGCAACUUUGUCGAUAAGGACGAGCUAGUUUUUAUCGCCGGGGAUGCCUGCCACACACAUUCACCAAAAGCUGGACAAGGUAUGAACGCAUCGAUGAGCGACACCCACAAUCUGUCGUGGAAACUUGCCAUGGUCAUCAAAGGUCUUGCUAAACCCGCUAUCCUCAAGACAUAUGAGUUUGAGCGACGCAACUACGCUAAGCAGCUCAUCGAAUAUGAUCACGAAUUCUCCAAUCUAUUCUCCAGUAAGCCUACACAAAAUGCCGAAGAAUUUGCUGUCGCCUAUGAAGGCCUUCGUGAAGCCUAUGAAAAGUUCAGUGGCUUCUUCAGCGGAAUUGCUAUUCAAUAUGAACCGUCUCUCAUUACUGUCCAAUCUCUAGAAAAUCAAGCGCUUGCAAAAGGAAUACCGAUUGGCAAGGCUUUUAUAUCUCAAAUUGUUGUUCGUCAUGCUGAUGCUCGACCGUUCCAUCUUCUUGACCAAAUGCCAACAGAUCUGCGAUUUCGCGUGUUGGUUUUUGCUGGUGAUUGCCUCGUUUCAUCUCAGCUCAAAAAGAUUGAGGAAACAGCUACAUUACUGGAGGCGCUAGCUAGGCGCUACACACCUUCGAGUGCUGUUUACGACGAUGUUAUGGACUUCAUCACCGUGUCUUCGAAUCCACAUGCUGCAUACGAGAAGGAAUCCCUACCGCUUUUCCUGUAUCAAAACAAGUGGAAAGUAUUCUGCGACGAAGUUGCAAUCGAUGGGAGCGGUGGUAAUGCGUAUGCUUUGUACACGAUUGACAAAAUCAAUGGUGCCCUUGUCGUGGUUCGUCCUGACGGAUACACUGCUCAAAUUACUCAUGUUUCUGCUGCCGGUGUCAAGGAGAUCGAGAGCUACUUUGAAAACAUCCUCGUUCCGCAACAAUAA
Messenger RNA from Rotaria socialis, 1140 nucleotides. NCBI's taxonomy places the organism in Eukaryota, Metazoa, Rotifera, Eurotatoria, Philodinida, Philodinidae. The record is from the annotation of a GenBank genome assembly.